Molecule: messenger RNA, 2715 nt
Organism: Drosophila sulfurigaster albostrigata
Lineage: Eukaryota; Metazoa; Arthropoda; Insecta; Diptera; Drosophilidae
Gene: fray
Product: serine/threonine-protein kinase OSR1
Exons: 2
Coding region: 174-2324 (716 amino acids)
Biological process (GO): protein phosphorylation
Molecular function (GO): protein serine/threonine kinase activity; ATP binding; protein serine/threonine kinase activator activity
Source: RefSeq, a predicted model, not a curated record
AAUUGCACGCGAAUUGAUUGCGGCGCCUAUCAUCAGAUUGUCGCGAAAUCAGAUCGUUUUUCGUUUCAAGUGUCACUCGUAGUCAGUAGUGAUUCUAUAGACUUCAACAAUAGUAGUACUUUACAAAACGAAAAAGCCGCAUCAAAAGUGAAACAAUUGAAAAUCCGUUCAAAAUGCAGUUUCUCAACUUGAUUUGCCUAAAGCAAAAAGUUGCAUACUUCAACAACAACAACAACAACAGCAGCAGCAAUAGCAAUAAUAACAACAAUAACAAUAGUGAGUGCAAAGCAGAGCCAGAAUUAAGUGAAACAACAGCGGAGAGUCGAGCCUGCUGCUUUGCAAAGCGACAACAGCACAAGGAGCAACUCGAGCGGCGCAAGGAGCCCAAGGAGCAUAGCUACAACGUGCAACAGCGCAGCAGUGCCAGCAGUGAAGAGUGCCACACGCAUUCCAUCUACAGGCAACACAACGAGGAGUUCAUCGUCCAAUCACAGGCCAACGAACAGCCAAAGCCACAACAACAGAAGCAGCAGCAGCAACAAGAGCGUGUGAUUGCCAGGCAGCCAAGGCGACAGACAACACAACGUUCACAGAGCCAGCCGGCAAUCUUGCAACAGCCGCAGCGCAACAGACAACAACGACCAGGCACACCGCCGCCACACGCCGCAGCUGUUGUUAGAAGCAUGAGUUCGAUACCAGCAACGCUGUCUAGCAACAAUGUUGCAGCUGCCGGCGCCGCCAGCGCACCAGAGAAGCAGCCGUGGCCCAACUCUAAGGAUGAUUACGAGCUGCGUGAUGUGAUUGGUGUGGGUGCCACAGCUGUGGUGCAUGGCGCCUACUGCAUACCCAAGAACGAGAAGUGCGCCAUUAAGCGCAUCAAUCUGGAGAAAUGGAACACAUCGAUGGACGAACUGCUCAAGGAGAUCCAAGCGAUGUCCUCAUGCAAUCACGAGAAUGUCGUCACAUAUCACACCUCGUUUGUGGUGCGCGAAGAACUCUGGCUAGUGUUGCGCCUGCUCGAGGGUGGCUCACUGCUGGACAUCAUCAAGCACAAGAUGCGCACCGCCAACUGCAAGCAGGGCGUCUUCGAUGAGGCCACCAUUGCCACGGUGCUGAAAGAAGUGCUCAAGGGACUCGAGUAUUUCCACUCGAAUGGACAAAUCCAUCGUGACAUCAAGGCGGGCAACAUACUCAUCGGUGACGAUGGCACCAUACAGAUUGCGGACUUUGGUGUCAGCGCCUGGCUGGCCACAGGCCGAGAUUUGUCGCGCCAGAAGGUGCGUCACACAUUUGUGGGCACGCCUUGUUGGAUGGCACCCGAGGUGAUGGAACAGGAUCAUGGCUAUGACUUCAAGGCCGACAUCUGGUCGUUUGGCAUAACGGCCAUUGAAAUGGCCACCGGCACAGCGCCCUAUCACAAGUAUCCGCCAAUGAAGGUGUUGAUGCUGACGCUGCAGAAUGAGCCGCCCACUUUAGACACUGGAGCUGAGGACAAGGAUCAGUACAAGGCCUAUGGCAAGACAUUCCGCAAAAUGAUCGUCGAGUGCCUGCAAAAGGAGCCCUCGAAGCGUCCCACAGCCAGCGAGCUGCUCAAGCAUGCGUUCUUCAAGAAGGCCAAGGAUCGCAAGUACCUCACCCAAACGCUACUGCAAUCCGGCCCCAGCAUGGAGACACGUGUCCACAAGGCAGCCAAACGGCAGCCGGGCGCCUCGGGUCGCCUGCAUCGCACGGUGACCGGUGAGUGGGUGUGGUCCAGCGAGGAGGAGGAUAAUGUGACUGGCAGCGAACGACGCAAGCAGCCGUCGUCGGAUUCAGAGUCUGAGGAUCGUCCCAUCAAUCGGCUGGAGCGCGCCGAUUCAUCGGAUAGCGAUCGCGAGGAGACAACACCAGAGAUUACCCGCAGUUUGUCCUCGGCUACGAUGACACCGGGUGGCGCCGCCAAUCCCGCCGCUGUCCCAGCAGCCAGCGGUGCUCAGGAACUGACAGCUGGCGUGGCACAAAUGGCGCUGCCCAGCGAAGCGGCGGAAGCACCGCCCGUCAAUCUCGUGUUGCGUAUGCGUAAUCUGCGACGCGAAUUGCACGAUAUACGUUUUGAGUUUGCCGUAGGCAAAGAUACGGCUGAGGGCAUUGCCACAGAGCUGGUAGAUGCUGGCUUGGUGGAUGCAUUAGACACACAACCGAUGGCCAUUCACUUGGAUCAAUUGAUUGCGCAAUGCGAUACGAUGAAGACAAUAACGUUCCAGCUGAGCUCGGGAGUGCAGCCGGGCGAGACGCCAGAUGAGCGUUCCCUUGUGGGUUAUGCACAAAUCUCCAUCACGGACUAGGACGCGGAGUUGGCCUAGUGCCUCAAACACAUCCUUCCGCCUGCAACAAUGCCCCUUCCCCAUACGUAACGUUGUCGCAGCCGUCGCCGCCGCCGCCGCUUUUAGCAUAUAGAACUAUAGAGAACUAGAGAUGUAAAUGCUAGUUAUAGAUCUGCAAGCCGUUCGUUAACUCUUAGUAAUUAUAGUACAUACAUUUAUGUACAUGGAAGUACAUAAUUUUAUUUGUAUUGUAACUAUCUCUACACUAUCUAUCUCUCUCUGCGCAUUGUAAUUACUUCAUAUCCUACCUCCCUGCCGUAGUUAGCCGCAGUUUUCCUCUGCUCUAAAAAGUAGCGUAAAAAACUAAUCGAUUUAAUCGUAAAUGCAAAUCGAAAUUGUGUACUUAUUACUA